Messenger RNA from Gryllus bimaculatus (two-spotted cricket), 8162 nucleotides. The record is from the annotation of a GenBank genome assembly. NCBI's taxonomy places the organism in Eukaryota, Metazoa, Arthropoda, Insecta, Orthoptera, Gryllidae.
UGGGAACAAGUGAAGUCACCUUCGCGCAAAACGGACGGGUGGUGAUAGUCAGCUUUUCAUAGAUGGCCCUGAUGUCGCCAUUCUUGUUGAUUUUUGUGGUGAAAGACAAUAGUUCCUUGUGAAUCUAUGGAGAUGAUUGAGUAUUAAAAUCUGAAUAAGUUUAUAAAUGUGACAAUAUCAUGUUUGGCAUGGAUAAUUGAAGCGUAUCUUGGAUAAAAAUUUAGAGUUCUCAGGAAGUUGAUGACUGACGUUCGUCAUUUCUGAAACGUAAAGACGAUGGGUCAAACAUUGUCAGAACCUGUUACAGCAAAGGAAUCUGCAACAUGCACAAAUUCACAGCUGAAAGUUGGAUCAAGCUGUAUGCAGGGAUGGCGAAUCAAUAUGGAGGAUUCGCACACGCAUAUUUUGUCCCUUCCGGAUGAUCCUGGGACAGCUUUCUUUGGAGUAUAUGAUGGACAUGGAGGAGCUAAAGUUGCACAGUAUGCUGGGAAACAUCUCCAUAAAUAUAUUGUGAAGAGACCAGAGUAUAAAGAGGGUAAUAUUGAAGAAGCACUCCGUCAAGGAUUUUUGGAUGUUGAUACAGCUAUGCUUAAUGAAGAGUCACUGAAAGAUGAACUAGCUGGCACCACUGCUGUGGCUAUUGUCUUGAAAAAUAACAAACUUUAUUGUGCCAAUGUUGGUGAUUCUCGAGCAGUUGCAUGUGUAAAUGCCAAAGUAGAUCCUUUAUCUUUGGAUCACAAGCCAAGCAAUGAUAUUGAAAGUCGGCGAAUCCAGGCUGCUGGUGGUUGGGUUGAGUUUAAUAGAGUGAAUGGAAAUCUAGCAUUAUCAAGAGCCUUAGGAGAUUUUGUGUUUAAAAAGAAUGACAAAAAGCGUGCUGAAGAACAAAUUGUAACAGCUUACCCUGAUGUAGAGGUUCGAGAUGUAACUCCAGAUUGGGAAUUUGUUGUUAUGGCCUGUGAUGGUAUAUGGGAUGUUAUGUCAAAUGAGGAAGUGGUGGAGUUUGUGCGCCUUCGUAUAGGAACAGGCAUGGAUCCAGAAGACAUCUGUGAGGAUCUAAUGACCCGCUGCCUUGCCCCAGACUGUCAGAUGGGUGGUUUGGGAUGUGACAACAUGACAGUGGUACUCAUCUGUUUCUUGCAUGGGCGACCAUAUGAAGAGCUGUGUGCUCGAUGUGCCCAGACACCUCCUUCCGAUAAUGGCAAUGGCAACAGCACUGAUUACUCCAAGUUCAAUUAGAACUCCUGGCUGUGUGCCUUGUAUCAGGCUGGUCUGUAGAAUUCAUGAAACAAAGCAAAUCAUAUGUAUAUUUUUGUCCCAAUUUGUAAGACGGCGCAAGCUGUCAUUUCAGCUAAAUCAUAUGUUGACUUACAAGUUAAUUUGAAAAUGCUUUAAAAGCAGUUAUGGGUGAUAUUUUUAUUUAAAUUGAAUAUUGGAUUUUUUCCUAAUAUCAUAAAAAACUUCUAAUGAAGAAUAUUUUUUAAUUGUUCUUUGACACAGAAAUAUACGACCUAAAAUUUUAACGAUUUUAUCUUUUCAUUGUGGGAACAGGGAUGGAAGUUUUUGUGUUAUUCCAAACCGUGCAUCGUUAAUUGAUAAAAAUCUGUGUCGCUGCAGUCAGGGAUUUGUAAAAAGAGAAAAAAAAAUUGUGUUCCAUUCUCGUCUUGUGAGAAUUUUUUUGUAAUAACAUUCACAUAGAUAUUUAAAUUGUUAGCUUCCUUUGUGUCUGGUGUUUGAGUUGUGUAUGUCUUGUAUUUCCGUGUGUGAAUACAAUUUGCAUUACUUAUUCAUUUUGUUUGUUUCAUAGAUAGAAAGACUAUUCAGAAAACAGAGGUAAAUGACUGAGAGAGAAUUGCUUGCAUAACUCCCCUCUCGCAGGAAUUGAAAGAUUUUGUAUGUAGUGCUGUUGUGCAUAUAGAUACUGCUCUUUGCUUGCAUUUUAUGAAAAAAGUCCUACUCCUAAACAUUAAAACAUUUAUCAGAAUAGGUGUUUGUACAAAGUCUGAUGCUUUGAUAACCAAAAUUUUAUUUUCAGCAUGCUGCAGCAUGGUUCUGUGUGCAUUUGAUUGUGGAAAAAACAAACACAGGAAAUAUCUUUGUAUUCUACCUAACACAAUUCAUUUCCUUUUCAUGGGUAUUUGACUCAAGUAGAUGAUAUACAUAUAUUUUUAUACACAUACAUUUUCCAUGAGAAAAAUCCGAAAAUUCAAGAAUUCGAAGACGUUUGUACAGAAGUAAUGAUGGGCGAAAUUGACUUUGCAGUAUGAUGUAGAUGUGAAACUGGUGAAUGAAUAACUGUUUUGUUGAUGUAUGUUUUGUAUGUGUUUGUGUAUAUUUAUGACUGAUAGUGUGUUUGUGUGAUGAUAUCGUGACCUCUGUACAUCGUCUUCACUCUGAUAAAUUUAUUUGGGACACAAUUGUGUAUACUUUUUUAUCAUUCACAUAAGGGAGGUAGAUUUUGGGUGCUGGAGGUGAUGGAAUUUCCUUAAGAAGUCAUGUGCAACAGAGCUGGGCUACAUUGUUUUGUUUUCUUUAACAUCUAUUACUAAUGCAAUUGUUAUUGAAUCUCUUGACACACAAUGUUACAGCCCAGAUCAUAAGGCACUUCAUGAAAAUGUUUACUGAUUUUUUUGAUGUUAUGUUUAAAUAUUUUGCCCGACAUUGGUCUUGUUAGGUGAUUUGAGGAUGCUUUGUUUAUCAAGAACUCAUAGAUAUGUUGAAUGUUCACCAACUGAGUAUAUACUUUAGGAUUGGGCUAGAGAGCAUUUAUUUAAGUACAACUGGAAACCAAACUACCCAGGUUACUAUGUUUACCUCUUGUCAGUAAUUAAUCUGAGUCUUUAGUAAUAAUGAUGUGCCAUGCCGUGUAUAGUUACAGAAAAUAUUGUAUCACAAGGAUGUUAGUCCUGAAUUUUAGUUUUAUUGGUAAUGUAAUAUAUACCCCCUUCCCAUGAGAUGAUUUCCAUUCAAGCAAGACUGUCUUGGCUAAGAAGAGCAAGAAAUGGAUGUUAAGGUAUGACAUGGUCUACAUAGUUUCUUAGAAUUAUUCACUGUGUGUGCUACUCUUUUAACUCUUACCUCAAAGAUGACUUACACAUUUUGUUGCUGUAGGCCUUUGCUAUUAUAAGGAUAGUUAUUUUUCUAUCCUAUUGUCUUAUCCUAGGUUUUCAAAAGUGUAGAAUAGUGAUAUUAUUUGUUUAAAAAAGGGCUUGAUAAAAUAGCAUUUCAAACUAGUCUUGUUAAGUCAUGUGCAGUGCUCAAAGUGGAAAAUCUCAUGCACAUAACCUGUCACUUGACUUACGGGCAAGCCUAAGAGAAUCCUCUUGAAAUCCAUGAUCUGAUCUACAAGGCUUGCAGUGUCUUUUUGAGUAGCGAUUCUGCUCUUGCAUGUGUCUAAUGUGUGUUGAGUGCAUGUCUGUUUGGUAACCUCCGUCCGUCCAUGUACAAUUGCCUGUACUGUAAUGUCAUUUUUAAAACCUGUGUCUGAAGAAAAAGUUCAUGAACACAUUUUGAAAUAUUGAAUAUUAGUGUUAAUGCAAAUAAUGCAUGACUGCACUCAUGUUUCUUACAACCCAAGAUAGAAAUGCAACUGCCUAAGGGAUGCUGUAUUUUCAACCUGGAGCUUACAGCUCCACUUUGAGUACUGUGUGAUUGCUUGAUUUUCGUUGUUUCUAUAGGGAUCUAAAUGACUUCUUCCAUCCUGUUUUUCCUGGUUUGCAGCAUGUAUUGUUAAUGGUAAGCAUUUAUGACUAGUUCUCUUCUAUUUUCCAAGUUGGUGGUUUAGCAUGGGUCUGUGAUAAGAAUUUGUCAUGGAAGAAAUAUUGCAGGAUGGGGUUCUUGCUCUUCCUAUAUUAUUUUUCUGCUAAAUAAUGGUGAAGCCAUUAUUUCAACAGCUGACAUCAGCUUGUUUUAGUGUAAAUAUUUAGAAGUGAGCAUUUUAGAAAUAGAUGUUGGGUCACAAACGUAGAUAUUCUUUCCUCUACUUUUAAUCAAAUAGUAUUACAUUUCUAGGUAUACUGUCAUCAGUAUUGCUUAUUUUGGAAAUGGGGAUCAUAAUUUGUGCAGGGAGCUAUUCAAGUGAUGAGAUGCCAAAAGCUUUUUACUGUUUGCAUUUGUGUUAAUGGCCCAUGCUCCAUUCCCUAGCAGUGGAAUCUUGCUGCAGAAUGUAAAAUAGAACAGAGUAUGGUGUUAAUUUUUCAAUGUGAAUAAUGGAAAAUGUUGCAUUUGUUGCUUCUCGCUGAAAUCCAGUGAGUUACAUUAGUCAAAUGCAGUGUGUUGCUUGAAUGCAUACAUACUGUAUGAAUUUCUAUGCUCAAAAACUUUUAUGGGCCAUUUAUUCACUUGUUUUAAUCAAGAAAUAUUACAAUAUGUAUAGAGAAUAUGUAUAUAAUAUACUAUGAUGAAGCUUUCAGAUUUAAUAAAUUGUUUAAAUUAUUGCAAUGUAGUUGUUUUAACUUAGUUCUGAGUUUUGUGAUAUCUAAUUACAUUAUGACUUGAGCUGAAAUUUGUUUGACUGAUUGUAACAGACUUUUUCACUUGGUCACUUUUCAGGUGGUUUUUGAUAUUUUUUACUUUCCUAGCCUACAAACAAUUAAUUGUACUUCAAACAUGUUGGAUUUUCAUAUUUAAAACUACAGUUCGAUGUUUUCGUUAUCAUAAAUGAUUAAAAAUGCUAAAAUUGCUAAAAACUCACCCUUCAUUUUAUUGAUUCAAAAAUUGCAUUAUGGUUUGCAAUUUUAAGCACUGAAGAUCUAAAUCACCUUUGAUUUGGUACUGUCUGACACUUUUUCAUUUAGUUUUCAGAAGGGUGUGUUGCAGGAAAUGCAAAAUAUGACUGCAAUUGUAUUUUAAGUAUAAUGCAUUUUACCCCCACCUUUGAAGAUCAAAAGUAAUUUAUUUAACAACAAUAUUAUUAAUAUAUAAUUCCUUCAAUUCCUUAAAAUAUAUUUACCUGGAGUGUAGUACUUCAUGUCUAAAAAUUAGCUAGGUAGAAUUCCUUUAGAAAUGUUUGAACGAAAAGGGUAUGAGUAAUUUUUAAAACUUUCUCAUUUUUGGAUGAGCUUUAUUAAAAUUUAACCUCCAAGAAAUGUGGAAAAACCUUGCCCAUUUAAUGUACUUUCUAAAUUUAUAUUUUAAUGAAGAAAGCUGGAGACAGUUUGGAAUUAGUUUGUUAUUUUUAUUAUACUUAUUUUCUUCUGACAUGUUAUUUUAUUUUUUAAUAGAAUUAUUCACAAAGGAUUCAUGUGAAUUAUCUUUAGAUGUGUGCAUGUGUGAAAUUAAAUGCUUCCAAAUACUAUACUGCAGAGUCCAGUGCCAGUUGUUUGGUCAGUGAACUGGACAUGCUGUGUGUUUUUUGCAUUUCAAGCUUCUUCAAAAGCAUCAAAUACAUAAGAAACUUUUAAAAAUUACUUCAUUUGAUAUUAGUGUAUUUGUAAUGAGACUGUAUGAUGUUGUGUCUUAAUGUCAAGAUACACUUUAGAUUCCUAAUUAUAAAUAAAUUGUUCCAAAUAUAAUUAUGCUAUUAAAAGUUUGAGGUACACAUUCAGUUCAAAAUGAAGAAUAAACACUGAUAUUUGUAUAUUUUUCAUAUAUACACUUUUACGUAAUGGCCUAUUUAGACAUUUUUUUGCUGUUACAGUCAGUCUGCAUAUAACAUAAUUUUUCAUCAAAUUUGCAAGGCUCUGUGACAUGUUUUUGAAGUGUUAAGCUUCAUGAUGUAUUGAUGCACUGUCAUGUUUUGUGUGAUAUCCUUCUAUUGGUUGUUAAGAUUGUGUGGUUAUUUUUUUAUUUAUCAAUAAGCCAGUUCACACUUCACAAAACCAUAUCGUUAAUGAGUAGAGAAAAGGCCAGUUUUGUGACUGCCUUCUUCCCCUUUGCAAGAAACAAUUUGGGUUAUUUAAACCAAGAAGCAAGGAGCAUGACUAUGUACUGAUCUCAAUGACAAUCAGAUUUUUAUGAAUUGUGCACAGUGAUUUAAACAAUGUUGGAUCAUUGGAAGACAGCUGUUUUAUUAAGAGCUGCCAGAAUUUCAAUGUUUGAAAGUUACUAUCUUUUACAUGUAAUGUCACUGGAGAAAUUGCACAUUUUAUUCAUCACAAAUUCUCUACCUUUCAUCUAUUUGAGUAAAACAAUAACAACAUUUUUAGAAGUAAAUCAAUCAAUUAAUAUUUUAAGAUACAGCUUUUCGAAAAUGAUAUUGUGAAUUCAGUCAAUUGAUGAAAAGUAGUAUGCAUUGUUUGAAAAUAAUGUGAUUGCAAAAAUGUGGAAAUGUAUAAGUUAUUCAUCUGGAAAAUGCUUCAUAUUGCAUAUCGGUCCGUAAUGCAUAUUACCAACGUGCAUCAGGACAACACUGCGCUUAUCUGCUCCAGUGCCUUGCUUGCUGUGGUUCUGUUCUUGCACCUGUGCCUUGAGUUGGCAGUCACUUAACUGGCUUCUAUAAGGUAUCUGCAGCAAUUGGGCAGUUAUUUGUGAAAAUAUACUUCAUCCAGUCAGGUUUGAGGAUGGGCGAGUAACUAUUGGAAUACAAAGGAACACAAAAAGAAGAGGGUGAGAAAAUUCUCUGUAAAAUCUUUACAUUCUGGUAGUUGCACUAUUUCAUACUAGCUAACUUGCUAUUGCAUAUUGUGUUUAUCAUAGCCAAUGAAAUUUUCAGAAUAAUUGAGAAGUUGUAAUUCAGUAUCUUUCAGAUAGUGAAAAUAUAAUGGAAACAUUCUAUUCAUAGUUAAAUGUGCACUCUUGUGUACUUUGUAAGAAAAAUUAUUUUAACUUCUAUGUUCUUAGUUCAUUUUUUUCCUUUACGGUUUUGCAGUAAACUAUAGACUACAGAAAAAAUAGUUCAUUUGUUUUCACUAUUUUAUUUCACGAGCCUGAUCUUAUGUAAAUAGUUAUUAAAUUUACUUUCUUCUUCUUGGCUCUCUCUGUGACUCGCCUUUCCAAUUAGAGAAAGUGAUGAAUUCCUUUUCUCAUUAGAGAAUAAUAUUCUUGUAUUUUGUAGCUCCCAGUUGCUAAGUGUGGUGUGAGUUGGCUUGAGCUCAGUGCCUGUCUGGUAGACGCACACAUUGGGCCAUGUCCUUUAGAUGAUGUCUUUGUACAGUGUAGAUGUUCCUAGCAGAUAUUUUAAAAUUAACAAUUUUGGUCUGCUGUUUAAAAUACUGUCCCAUCCUCCUGGUUUGCUGACUAUAAACCUUUUUUGUUUUAUCUAACAUAUUUACCUUGUAUUGAUUUUAUAGUGUACUAAUUACUUACAUGGAAUGUAAUUAUCUUAUAUUAGGGAUUAAUGUGUUAGGGAAUUUCCUCUCAUAAUGGUUAUUGUACAUGACAAACUGGAGGAUAUUUGUAUUAUUAAUUUUUAAUUUGAAAUUGUACCUGUGCUGUAGAAAUAUGUCUAGAAUUCUUGUGAUGUUUUUUUCAUCCCCAGAUUGUUAUAAAAAUUUGGGGUUAAGUUUCUUGUAUUGUUAUAGUGUACUGUACUCUACUUAGAUAUUAAAAAUGUUUUUAGUUGUUGAAGUUCUGUACUGUAGCUUAAGAAACAUAACAUAAAUCACCGUGAAGUGCAACUAAGGAUUCUUCAGAGUAGCAAGACAAACGUGCAGCAUCAGAACAAAGUUACUUGGUUUGUGAUAUAUCUUGUAAUCUUCUGUAAAUUAUAGUCUCCAAAUUAUGACUCAACAUAGGAGAUAUCAUCUAAUCUUACAAAUUUUCUGUAUAAAAAUGUUAAAUAUUUAAUUUGUAAAUUAAUAUGAUUUCAGCAAAUACCAUUUAAAAAGUUUCAUUCUGAUGUUGCUGUUUGUAUUCUUUAAGCUUUCUUUGCAGUGUGUAAGAAGGGAUGUAACCAAAUAUGUGAGUCUGUCAGAGAUUGGACUGAUGAAAAUGUUAUUUGAACUAGUCGUUCACUAAACUUUAGAUCUUGUAGAAAUAUACCUGUGUAUUUUGGGUAACAAAUUUCUGUUUUCUUAUUUCCAAGCUUGACAACCUGUGAUCCAAAGUUUUAUUUUUGUUGUGAUUAUUUUUUUUUUGCAACCAUUACCUUCAUCCCUCCCUGUAUGUGAAUGUGGUUGAUACUGUUCUGGGUGUUCCUGCAUCAUCAAUUUUUGUUUAAGCAAUGCAAAAUAAAUAGCUAGUCUUACAUGUGUAAUAAUUGAUAUUCAGUUAACCCUGCUGUACUG